AUGCUGGGGGGCUUCUCAAGCAAGAACGGGCCUGUAUCGUUUGAAUUCCCAUCCACUCCUCCGCCACCCCGAACAUCCAAAGAUUGGAAAUGCGUGUUAAUGGAAAUCAAACGCCUUUACCAGCGCCGUCUGUACAAACAAUGCGCAGCCCGUUGCGAAACAAUCCUUCAUAACGCGAACAAAGAAAAUGUGGGUGCUAUCUUUGUCACGCGACGCACUCGAUCAUUUCAUCUGAUGCUAACGGAUCCACUUGUGCAGAUUCAUCCUAUUUACCGAGCAUUUUUAACAUUCUACGCGGCAGUCUCAUACGAGUUCUUAGGGCGAGCUGCUCAUCUCUACUCCGCCAACAAGAUCAAGCUUCUCAGCUUGGCUCUAGAGAAAUUUGUUGAUUGUGGUGCAGCUCUCCCUCCACUCGUUGCUUUACCUCGACUGUCAAAACGCGAAGAUGACUACUCUGAUUUAUCGAGUCCGUCUAGUCCGUCUGCUGCAGAGUGUCUCGCUACAUUUGAGCCUCCAAGUCCUCGGCGAAACUCACUGGUAGCAGGUAUUACGCGGCUGAUUGACGCGUCCUUGAUAGAAAUGGAUGAUCCUUUCUUGGGUAUUGAGGAUGGCAUGGACGAAAAGUUCUCUAUUCUUUCGAGUCUGGACUUCCAACCAUUCGAAGACCAGCCGAUCCUUUCUCAGUCGAAGGUAUCCUCUACAGUGAAAGACCCCAUGAAAAAAGAGUCAAUGAAACCCUUCCCUUUACGUGUCAUAAAGUCCUCUAAUGAGAAUCAUUCAUGUACCACCAUCAUGCCUCGAAAAUCUAUUCCCAAUGACGCGAACUGCGGCAUAACGAGAUCAAACAGCAGAUUUCGACCUCCAAGACUCCCACUCCAAGUGAUCACAUCUUUCCAGCUAAACGCCAGAAAACAAAAAGAAACGUGUGUGUCAACAGCCUCAGACUCUUCAUCUCCAACAUAUACAGCCCAUCUUUCAUCAACCGAGCAUUCAUUCUUAGAAACCCCAAACACAACCCCACCAUCACAGACAUCAAGCAAAGAAACAUUCCCAUUCCCUGUGGACGAUUUGACACCCGCACGCGCAGCACAGAUCGUCCGCUCGAAUCAUGGACUCGCUUUUCUUCGAGAACAGAUAAAUUCCAGCAUUUACGAGAUAGAGAUACAGACUCAUCAUAUUACUCGGAUUCAGGAACUUCGUCGAGAGCGUAAAUUGCAACGCGCUAGUUCGUUUUGGAGCUUUGAUCCCAUUAUUGGUGAUUACGAGGAUAUGGAAUUGGUUAUGGAUCCCGAACCAAUCAUGAAUGAGUUUGGGAAUCUGGUUCUGAUCGAGACGAAGCAGCAGAGGAUUGUGCGACUACGAGCUGAGGGAUGGGAGACGGUGGGAUUACGGAGCCGGGGGAGUACAUGGAAGGGAUCACGGUAUUAUCAGGAGUUGUGUGCUAUGGUUAUGACGGAGCUCAACUUGGAUUCCUGA
Penicillium angulare is the source of this 1476-nucleotide messenger RNA. RefSeq lists its product as uncharacterized. The transcript has a single exon. The record is from RefSeq and is a predicted model, not a curated record. The coding region runs from base 1 to 1476 and encodes 491 amino acids. NCBI's taxonomy places the organism in Eukaryota, Fungi, Ascomycota, Eurotiomycetes, Eurotiales, Aspergillaceae.